Brassica oleracea var. oleracea is the source of this 644-nucleotide messenger RNA. RefSeq lists its product as uncharacterized. Bases 186 to 545 code for a protein of 119 amino acids. Gene Ontology annotation, biological process: regulation of DNA endoreduplication. The record is from RefSeq and is a predicted model, not a curated record. NCBI's taxonomy places the organism in Eukaryota, Viridiplantae, Streptophyta, Magnoliopsida, Brassicales, Brassicaceae. The transcript has a single exon.
GCAAUCUCUCUUUUUAUUUUCCUUACCUUUUUCUUUCUUGGCUUUUUCUUCUCUCCUGAUAGAAACUUUUUCCAGUCAAAAUUUAAGAGCUUUAAAGUAAAACUUCCACUAAGGUUUAUACAUAUACUUAGCCACACAUUUCCUCUUCUCGUUCUCUCUUCUCUUCUAUCUAGGUUUGGUCUAAAAUGGCGUCAAAAGGAAAGACACCAGUAAGAAGAACAACUCCAAGAAGAAGAAAAACAAUCAAGAAUUCAUCUUCUCCAUGUAGUAUCAAUAGUGACGUCACUUCAACGUUAUCAUCUACUUCAAUAUCUUCAACCGCUACGUCAACGUCGCCGAUUUCAUCCCAUGGAUGCUGUACGCCGAAGUCUACGAAGUCAAGAAUACCGGAGAUGCUGACGUGUCCGCCUGCGCCGAAGAAGCAAAGGGUUGCCCAAGACUCUGCUUUGAGGAGGAGACAAAUCACUUUCUUUGCUCCUCCAGAUGUAGAGCUCUUAUUUGUUUUGGCACUUCGUAAUAAUCAUGGUCAACAAAUCGACAAAUAAAGUUAAGUUUUAAUUAUCGUUUUGUGGCUCUUGUCAUGGUAUGAUCAAUCUCAAGCUUCUAGUUUGAUUCAAUAAUACAAUAAUUGAAGAUGUAUUAUA